AUGGCAGAGAGCGAUGGGCGCCAGUACAUCGACAUAUCCUCAGACUCUGACUCUGAUGGAUCCUAUCCAGACAACGAUUCUAGGAGCAGCUCGAGCAUUUGCCCUUAUCGGACGGCGGAAUACCACGACAGAGAAUGUCGCCAGUUCUUUGAUUGCCCGACCCAUAUCGUGGAGCGCAAUCUCUCCGACACCGAGGACGAGGCUCUCGACGGCGGCGCGAUGAACCACUCCGACCCAAGACCUGAGACACAGCCCGACACAGUUACCGAAGAGCAUAUCGACUCUCGGUUACCACAGUCAGAAAGUGGAGGCUUUGCUCCCGUGGACGGAGCGCGCAUAGGCUCUCUUCCCCUCCGCUCGAACUCUGCCCACGAUACAGGACACCCUGAGACAGUUCAUACGCUGGUCAACCCGCAGCCUGAUGUUGCAUCGACGCCAGCUUCAGAAACCAGCACGCAACUACGAGAAACUCAGGAUGCUGUGCCCUCGGUUUCAUCGAUUCCGUCGCCCGAGCCACCAGUCACAUUAGCCGACCAUCCCCCAAGAACGAGCAGCCUCCCAAGGCCAGAAGUCAUAGACCUUGUACGAGAUGCCACUCCAUCAAUGCCUACAUUACUGGGCUCGCCAUUAGUUGCACGACGUGGAAGCGAACAUCCUAACACCAGUCCACCGCAGCCCCGAGGCUCACCUGCCCAGUUGUCGCCUCGUGUAGCUCACCAGAGAGCACGUAGCAACAUGGACUCUGCCGUCACGGGCGAUCCGCCUUCUGGCAGGUUCCAGGGAUAUUUCUCGGCAACGCCUGGCCAAGAUGCUUUUGUAAGAUCGAGGAGUGUUACGCAUUCCGGUCCAGGUGUGGGGUCGUCGACGGCUCGUGCCACGUACAUUGGGGCGCAGAACAGGAUUCCCAUCGGGACGCCAACGACAUACUUCCCUGCUUCAUCGUCUGCCUCUGCAUAUCCUGGUGCAGCACAAAGCCGAUAUCGGUCGAUGCUAGACGUGGGCUCAUCAUCGUCAUCGGCCGCCCAGAAUCGUGCGCUGCCGCCACCUCCACCUCCGCUGGCCGAGGAGGACGAAUGUCCCAUUUGCCAUCGAGAACUCCCACCUCGACACCUACCCGACUUUGAAGCUCUUCGGGAAGCCCACAUUACCAUUUGCAUUACGUCACACAGCAGAUAUCCUGGCGGAGGCGGCGGGACGCCGGGCGAGACCCCUCAGGAUUCCGUUGACGGCACCCCUCCUCCGCUUGCUGCUCGUCGGACCGGCAUGUUCCCGUACGUGGCGACGGAGAAAGACUGUAUCGACUCAGCAGAGUGUACCAUUUGUCUGGAAGAGUUCGUAGCCGGUGUACAGAUGGCGAGACUCGAGUGCCUCUGUCGCUUCCACCGGUCGUGCAUUUCCGCGUGGUUCGUCAACCACCCAGGACGCUGUCCUGUUCAUCAACACGACAGUUACGGCUACUAA
Verticillium dahliae VdLs.17 is the source of this 1461-nucleotide messenger RNA. RefSeq names its product FYVE zinc finger protein. NCBI's taxonomy places the organism in Eukaryota, Fungi, Ascomycota, Sordariomycetes, Glomerellales, Plectosphaerellaceae. The coding region runs from base 1 to 1461 and encodes 486 amino acids. The record is from RefSeq and is a predicted model, not a curated record. The transcript has 3 exons.